AUGGCGACGAUGACGCAGGAGAGGAUGAGCGAGAUCGCAGCCCAGCUGCAGGGCGAAGCCUCCCCCAGGGCCAAGCUCGCUGCGAUCACGGAGGUCAAGGACAUGCUCGAGAUCGUGCACACCGCGGACUGCGACGCGUUCCUCCGGACGCUCCUCCCGCCCAUCUGCGGCCUGCUCGCCAGCGUGCCUGCGCUCGUGUCGCCCACGGGAGGCGCGGUCCCUGCGGCUGCGCCGGCGGGCCCCGGCGCGGGCGGGGCGGACGCGUCGUCCGGGCCGGACGAGCGCUACGUGGGCCACUGGAUCCGCUCCCUCGCGCUGGAGAUCCUGCACCGGAUUCCAACCAGCAGCGAAGCCCUGAAGCUUCACAUCGGCGACAUCCUGCGGUCGUGCUGCGACGCCCUCGCGAACGACAACGAGGUCAACGGGCUGAUGGCGGUCCGGAUCGUGUUCGACUUGCACAAGAAUUUCAGACCUGACGACCCGAGUUUCGCGCUGCAGUUUCUGCAGUGGACUGCGCAGGCGUACCGCGAGUUCCACGCCGCGUACACGCACCACGAAAGCAUCGUGGCCGAGGGCGGCGCUGCGACGGCCCGCGCGUCGCGGGAGCGCGCGCCCACGGACCUCGUGGCGGCGGCCAAGUCGACCCGCGUGUUGUCGGAGUGCCCGGUCAUCAUCAUGUUCUUCCACCAGCUCUACAAGAACCUCCAGACGCCCAUCCGCGACAGCGCGCGCAUCUUCCUGGACGCGGUGUGCCUGCGCGUGCCCGCCGGGCAGCGCCCCGACGCCACGCCGCAGUCCGAGCACGUCGCCGCGGACUUCAAGGGCGUGCAGGUCAAGACGCUCUCGUUCCUCACCUUCCUCCUCAAGCAGUACCCCGCCAUGUUCGCGGAGCGCCACAAGGACAUUUGCGACGCGGUGGUGUACAUGCUCGAGACGUGUCCUGACUCGAUCCAGGUCCGGAAGGAGCUCCUGAUCGCGACGCGGCACAUCGUGAACGACAAGGGCUCCCCGGGCCUGCACGCGUCGUUCUUCCCGCACGUCGCGACGCUCAUGAAGGAGACGACCCUCCUGGGGUGUUUCGCAAAAGAACUCCCCCACGCGACGUCCUCGGGGCUGCUCCCGCUCGCGUACAGCCUCCUCGCGGAGAUCGUGCACUACAUGCGGGAGGAGCUCACCUUCGACAUGAUCGUCGCCAACAUCUGCCUGUUCGAGGGACACGUGCACACUCUCACCAUGACCAUCUCGAUCCAGAGCACGUGCAUCCGGCUGCUGCUCAACCUCGUGCAGACGCUCUUCCACCUGCGCCAGCCCGGGGCCACGGACCCCGAAGCGCAGCGCCGCCACACGCGCGGCCGCGAGCUCAUUCAGUCGGUCUUCAAGUGCUACCUGGGGCGCAUGUCCGCGCUCGCGCAGCGGACGCCCGCGCUCCUGGACGAGGCGCGCAAGGAGCGCGAGGUCGGCGGCGCGAUCCGCGCGCGCCUCCAGAAGGACGCCGAGCUCAGCGUGAAGCCGUGGGUGCUCAAGCGCAAGCCCGCGGGCGCGGGGCCGGCGGGCGGCGGGGGCGACGGCGCGGGGCCCGGAUCGACGACGGACGUCAAGAUGGACGAGGGCGGCGAGGCUGGGCCCGAGCAGCCCGCGGCGCCGGCCCAGGCGGCGGCGGAGGCGUGCGGGGACACCCCCGGGGACGCCGCGCCGCCGGCGAAGCGCGCGCGGACCGACGAAGGCCCCGCGGAGGCGCCCCCGGCCGCGGACGACGCAGGCAGCGCGCCCGCGCAGGCGCCGGACCCGCAGCUCGCGUCGGACGAGUCCGCGCCGUACACCUACGACGUCACCGAGGAGCCCCUCCACCUGCACAUGCAGCCGCCGAGCGACCGGCUGCGGGAGCUGAAGGACUCGAAGACGCUGCUGAACGUCCUGAUGCAGUCGUCGCGCACGAUCGUGUUCGUGCUCCUGCACUACGAGACCCCGAAGCACGCGCCGGGCGCGGCGCCAGAGCCCCCGGGCCCGCGGGACCCUGCGCGGGACCGCGCGCUGGUGCACAUGCUCCGGCGGCUGCUGCGGCUCGCGCUGAAGAGCUUCCCGCUGAUGUGGGAGUCGGAGCCGCAGGUGUCGGCGUCGCAGCUGCACGACCGGUUCGUAGACCUGGUUUCGGUUCUUCCGCCGCAACACUUCCUGGAUGUCUUCAGCGGGAUCGCGGCGGACCUGUUCGACGCGUUCAUGUCGUGCGACCGCGCGCUGCACCUCGCGCUGCAGCUGGCCACGCACGAACAGAACGACGUCUGUCAGAGUUUCGCAGAUAUCUUUCUAGGGUAUCUGUUGCACAACAAACUCGACAAGCUGGGGGGCGGGGAGGGCAAGGACGCCGACAAGACCCGCGCGGACGGCAAGCCCGACGACGCCCCGGCCGCCGAGGGCGAGAAGGGACCUGAGCGCGACGGCAACAAGGGAAAUCGCGACUCGGAGCCCGCCAACAAGGCCCAGGACGACUCCGACGCCGCACGCAAGCCCGGCGCCGCACGGCCCGCGCCGACCGAGUCCGAGCGCGUCCUGCGCCUCUUCCACCUCAUGUUCGGCGCGAUGAAGCACCGCGGCGGCCUCAUUCACCCGGUCCUUGUGCCGCGCCUCCCCAUGCUGGUCCGCGCGUGCCUGGCCGCGAUCGUGCACCACCCGGACCCCUCCGGGCACCUCGAGCUCCUCCGCUCGUGCUUCAAGGUCCUCCAGCCGCGGCCGUACGAGGGCGUCGUCGCAGUUCUGGAGCCCAUGUUGCCGGAGAUCAUCGGGACGUUCGAGCUGAUGCUGGACACCCCCCCGCGGCGGUUCUCGCGCGAGCAGAUCGUGGAGCUGAUGCUCGCGAUCCCCGUGCCGCUCGCGACGCUCGUGCCGUACCUCGGCACGCUGGUUCGGCCGCUCAUGGCCGCGCUCAAGAGCCGCGAGGACGGGUUGCUGACUCAGGGGCUCAAGGCGCUCGAGCUGUGGAUCGACAACGUCAACCCGGACUACCUCGACCCGCAGAUGGUGCCGCACCACGCCGAGCUCGUCACCACGCUGCACCAGAUGCUGCAGCCCGGACAGGUCAACUUCAGCGCCAAGGCCCUGCAGAUCCUCGGAAAGCUCGGCGGACGCAACCGGCGCGUGUGCGGCGAGCCGUACGCGCUCGACUACCGCAAGUACCCCGACCACGGCCUCCGGCUCAUCCUCUGCCUCGAGCCGCAGACGUCGUUCCUGUUCCCGCUCGACCGGUGCAUGCACCUGGCGUACCAGGCGAUCACGAAGGCGCCGCUGCCGUUCACGUCGCCGCGGAUCCCCGGGCGCUCCGCGCACCAGCGCCGCCAGGCGGCCCGCUUCGUGCGCGCGUGCAUGGCGCGCGUCCUCAACCUGCAGGACCCUGCCGAGUCGUCGCUGCCCGGCGAGCCGGUCGACAAGCUGCGCGACGCGCUCUUCGGGGACUUCGGCGCGCCGCAGCUCCCGGACGGCAUCUCCGCGUCCAACAUGGGCGUCAAGACGAAGGUGCAGCUGGGAGCCGAGAUGAACACCGUUCUGCAGGCGCUGGCGGCGCUGCUGAUCGCGGCGGCGGACCCGGAGCUGCGCGACGAGACGUGGCCGUUCCUGCGCGGCCUCGCGCGGCACGUCGCGCUGCUGUUCGUCUCCUGCGAGGUCCACGACAAGCAGGGCUGCGGGUUCCGCAACGACCCCCGCGUCGCCGAGGAGCCCAACCAGGCGGUCAUCCGGCUGUGCGAGAUCCCGCCGAGCAUCUUCCUCGAGGCGCUCGCGGUGCAGCUGGGGUCCGCGGACAAGGCGCGCCGGAAGGUCGCCUUGGAAUGCGUCGAUGUGUUCCUGGCGUCGCUGCUGACGUUCCAGGCGGCGACGAAGGAGCACGGGCUCCCGAAGGAGGCCGGCGACGCCGAGGGCGACGCGCAGGGCGGCGACCCGAUGGACGUCGACGCGACGAGCCCGGCUGACAAGAGCGCAAAAGCGCCCCGGGGGGGUGGCGGGGCCUCCAGCGGCGCCGGCGCUGUCGACCCGUCGACGCACCCGUUCGGCCCCGCGCUCGGGUGCCUCCUCGCGGAGAUCAACAAGAUGCUGCACAGCUCGGAGCCGUGCGUGCUCAUGGGCGGCGUCGACGCGCUCUCCGUCGUGUGCUCGCACGCGCUCCCGCGGCACGUGCUGCACGAGUGGGUGUGCCGCACGCUGCGCGCGCUCUUCGGCGCGAUCGAGCAUCUCCCGUCGAUCGCCACGGCCGAGGCCGCGGCAGUGCGUGCGACGGUGCGGCGGUGGCUCGGCGUCUGCAUCGGGGCGCGCGUGCCCGAGUGGCGGCCAGUGUCGGCGAUCGUCCGCGAAGCCACGCGCGGCGCCGGCACCGCGUACGGCGUGCUCGGCUUCGCGACGUCCGCGGUCGGCGAGGCGUACGCCGGCGACGACGCCGCGACGCCGGACGAGCAGACGAUGGACGUCGACGGCGGCGCGGUCGCAUCGCCCGGGGACGCGGCUGGCGCGCCCGCGGAGGUCGACCUGCCUGCGAACGUGCAGGAGGAGCUCAUGAAGACGCUGUCCUUCGUGUGUCUCCCCCGCAACGCGAUGCGCGCCCUCUACUCGCAGCACGUGCAGCUGUGCGGGAUGGAGGCGCUGACGGGGCUCGCGGCGGCGCUCGGCACGACGGUGCAGGACCUCAUGGGCCGCACGCAGACGGGCCAGCCGGCGCGCAGCAAGGACGCUGGCGACAAGGACGGCGGGCGCGCCGACAAGCGCUCCCUGCACGACUUCGUGGGCUCGAUCCUCAACCGGCUCGUCGGCCGCGGCCUCCUGGCGCAGAUCGGGCGCGUGACGUCCGUGUGGUUCUGCCUCGAGGUCUCGCCGAUGCUCCUCGGCGCGGAGCAGGCCACUCCGCUCCUCCACUUCUUGUCCGAGGUGCUGCUGCUGCUCGAGGCGCCGGACUCGCUGCACGCGCAGCGCGAGGACCUGCCGUUCACGCAGGCGCAGCUCCUCGACGGGCCGAUCACGCAGCUCCGCGCCGCGUGCCUCCGGCUGCUCGCGCCCCUGCUGGAGAAGAUCAGCGAACCUGAGCUGGCCCCGCUGCGCGCGGCGCUGCAGAGCCCCGCGCCGCCGCCGGAGGCGCCGCCCGCGCAGCACCUCGUCUCGCGCGACGCCGCGGCGCGCCCGCUCGACCAGCGCAUCGCGAUCACCCUCCUGCACCACCUGAGCAGCCACAAACCCCUCGAGGCGGCCGCGGCGCGCACGGCCGUGCGGCACCUCAACAAGCUGGGCCUCGGGCGCGACUCGAUGCACCACGCGCUCGAGCUCGUGCUGAACCCGCUCGGGUCGCACCGCACGCUCAGCCUCCCGCUGCUGCGCGGGAUGGCGCACCUGCUCGAGGUCUUCCCGCACUGGUUCUCCCCGAAGCUCGGCGUGAAGCUGCUCGACCACCUCGAGAAGUGGAUGCACCCGGAGAAGCUCCAGGACAUGCCGCACGCGCGCGGGCCCGUGCAGGACCCCAUGAUGCAGCAGGUGCCCCCCAAGGCGUGGCGGACGGGCGAGGAGACGGCUGUGGGCGUCGCGCUGGUCGACCUGUUCCACCGCCUGCCCGGCGAGCAGGCGGCCGCGCUCCUGCAGUCCGCGGACAGCCGCUGCGGCUUGGUUGUCGUGCUGAUUCAGGUCGAACAGGCACUGAACCGCCAGGGGCUGCACAUCCCGAGCGAGGAGCCGUCGCCGUACCGGAGGCCGCUGAUCAAGUUCCUCGCGCGCCACCACAAGGAGGCGCUCGAGUACUUCCUCAACCCGCGCCGUCUGCACGACCCGACGUACUUCAGGCUCCUGGUCGAGAUUGCGCGGUCGCCGAAUGGCAAGGGGUUCCUGGAGCACCUCGCCGCGCACCCGAAGCAGCUGCUCGUCGCCACGGGCCUCGCGGAGGCGGCGCCGGGCGACGCGGAGCGGGGCGCGGGGCGGGCCUCUUCCUCGGCGCACCUGGACGGUUCGGCGGCGGCAGCGGCGGCGGCGGGGAGCCCCGGCGUGUCGGGCUGGUCCGGGCCGCCGGGCAGCAAGGAGCAGUCCGCGCAGCACCCGGGCGCGCUGCUCGCGUCGGCGCCCGCGGACAUGCAGCCGCCGUCGGCGGCGCAGCUGCCGGUGGUGCGAGCGAACGGCGUGCGGCUCAUCACGUGCAUCGCGCAGCAGAAGCCCGGGUGGCUGCCUGCGCACCCGGAGGUGCUCGCGGCGCUGAUGCAGCGCUGGGAGGGCGCGGACAUCCAGAGUCUGCUCGUGCGUUCGCACGAUGCUGACCUCAUGGGGCCCGGGGGGGUUCCGAGCUUCCUGUCGGACCUGACGGUGCAGGAGGUCCGCGGGAUCGCCAAGUGCAUGGUCAACGUGCUGCGGCACCGCCGUGCGGACCCCGACGGCCACGUCAUCGAGCUCGCGCGGCUGCUGCACGUGGUGUGUCCGGGGUCGUUUGCGUUCGUCGAGACGCUGGUCAGCGAGGAGAUCCCCGGGACGUGGCCCGUCGAGAGCCUGACGCAGGUCGUCGAGUCGUUCACGGCGACCUUCCGCAACGUCGUCGCGCCGCUGCACGCCGCCUCUGCGCGGGGGGGGCUCCCCGCGGAGCAGCGCGAGGAGUACCGGCAGCGCGAGCUGCACAUGUCGAUCGUGCUCGACAAGGUCGUGCUCCCGAUCGUGCACAAGGGCGUCGAGCGCGGCGUCCUGGACCAGAUCUUCACGGACAGUUGCAUCCAACACCUCCUGUCCCACGUGCUCGCGGUGGACUCCGCGGACGGCGCGGCGACGCCGGCGUCGGCGGCCACGCAGGACACGGCGCCGGUGGUGCCCGGCGCGCCGCGGAGCCCCUCGGGCGCCGACAGCUACAGCGACGGGCUCAUGGUGUCCCUGCUCGAACUCGAACGCCUCGUGAUGCAGCACCUCGGGCAGCGCGUGUACGACUACCGCAAGGAGCUCAUCAAGCUGUGCUGGAACCACCUCAAGCGCGAGGACUGCCUCGUCAAGUACCAGGCCUUCCACACUGUGGCGCAGUUCUUGGCGGUCAUCGACACACCGGAGAAGGUCGGGCUGCAGGUGUUUGUGGCGCUGCUGCGGGCGGCCCAGUCCGACGGCCGCGCGUACGUCCGCAGGGCGACGGACGUGCUCCUCCCGCGGCUGCGGCGCUUGGAGGACCGCGCCGUGCGGGAGCGCCGCGCGGACGGCGGGCCGAGCGAGAGCGGCGGCGGGGACGACGCGACCGGCGCGCGGUCCGGCGGGGAGCGCGCGGCGCAGUACCCGAUGUGGGUGCGGUGGACGAAGCGGAUCGUGCUCGAGGAGGGCCACUCGCUGCCGUCGAUGAUUCAUGUGUGGCAGUUGGUGGUGCGGCACUCGGACCUGUACUACGAGGCGCGGUACCACUUCAGUCCGAUGAUGGUCAACUCGCUGUCGCGCCUCGGGCUCCCGACGAACUCGCCGAUCGAGAACCGGAAGCUUGCGAUUGAUAUCGCGGGGGUGUUUAUUCACUGGGAGACGCGGCACCGGCGGGAGGUGGCCGCGCAGCGCGAGGGCGGCGCCGCGGAGGGCGAAGUGCGCGCGAAGUCGUUCAAGCCGGACGUCGAGGCGGGGAUGUCGUCGAUGGUCGUGAAUUUCCUUCUGCGGAUGUGCUUCUUGGCCAUGUCUGACUUCGUGCAGCGCAGCGAGGGGAAGAAGGAGUACCAGAUCAUGUACCACCACACCCUCGCGCUCCUCACGCGCGCGCUCCAGCUCUGGCCCAACACCAACGUCAAAAUGACGUACCUCGAGAAGCUGCUGCGGAACGACCUGGAGAAGAGCUACAAGGACGACGACGCGCGCGCGCAGGUCGCGCCGAACCAGAUGGCCGCGCUCGACAUCCUCCUCCGCCUCGUCGGCAUCGCGGGCGCGACGGGCGUGUACGCGGUCGCCGAGCAGCUGGCGUAUCUCCUGCGCUUCACGAUCAGCAACACGCGCAGCGAGGCCGUCGUGGACAAGCUGUGCGACGUCCUGCGGCUCGUGUUCCACCACAUCGACGUCCCGCAGCUCGCGCAGCACCCGCAGGGGUACCUGGUGGUGAAGGGCAUCAAGGAGAUGCUCGCUGUUGCUAUCCAGAACGCGCAGAGGACGCUGGAGAAGUUCAUCCACAACACGGAGCAGCCCGGGAUCAAGGCGCAGCUAGAGGCCAACUUCUCAAACUGCUGCAACGCAGUCAAGGUCAUGGAGGUCCUCAACGAUGCUCACAUGGAGUCUGCGCAGAACAUCCUGCCCAUGUUGCUCAAGCUGCUGAACUACAUCGCGCGGGAGCACGUGCGGCCGUUCGUGGAGCCCACGCCCGCGGGCUGCGAGCCGUUCCAGGCCAUCCGCGGCCGCGAAAACGACGUGAGCUACCAGUACGGCACGGCGGUGUGGCUCUACGUCCGCGGGCUGCGCGCGGCGCGCCGGCGCAUCCUCGUCGGCCACGACGAGGAGAAGAAGCGCACCUUCGUCCACGCCAUGGUCCUUCUCAUCACCGACCACCAGGGCUCCAACCACCACGUCCACCGCGCCAUCCUGUUCGAGCUCAUGUCCGUCGUGGAGUUCUGGCUCUCGCGCGAGGACCCGGAGGCCGGGUGCCUGUCCGCGAAGGAGGUCAUCGGGUUCCUGCAGCGCGUGGCGACGCUGGACCGGACGUACCACGUCUCGACGGCGCUGGAGAAGGAAUGGGAGAAGCACUUCUUGGCGCUGUUGUACCGGGUGAUGACGGACGACGCGAUUCCCAUGUCGGACGCGCUGCGCACCGAGGCGAUGAACAAGGUCGAGCGGACGUACAUGUGCGGGUUGAAGGCGCGGAACCCCGCGGUGCGGGCCAAGUUCUUCGCGAUUUAUGACAGGCUGGUGUCGCCAGACCUGUUUUCUCGACUGAGCUUCAUCGUGAGCCACCAGGACUGGGAGGCGCUCGCGUCGAGCUUCUGGCUCGUCAACGGACUCGAACUCCUCCUCUCCCGCCUCUGUCUGUCUGACCCAGUGACCAUUGUCCCCAACUCGGGGCUCCUCGCGCCGCUCAUCCCCGGCACGACUAUCGCGCAGCACCUCCCGCGGCACCAGCGCCAGCAGCAACAGCAGCAGCAGGCACAGCAGGCGCAGCAGGCGCAGGGCCAGCAGGGCACUGGCGCAACCGCGCAGCCGGCGGCGGCAGCAGCGCAGGACGGCGGCGCCGCAGAGGGCGACGCGCCGGCGGACGCGAAGCCCGACGGCGCCGCGCCGGCGUCGAAGGCCGAGGGCGCCGCGCCGGGCGUCGACGGCGACGGCGAUACCAGGAUGCAGGGCGAGGGUCCGCGCUCUCAGGCCGCAAACGCAAGCGGCGCCGGCGCCGCCGGGUCGGCGCAGCAGACGAGCGGCGAGGCGCCCGCGCCCGUGCCGCAGGGCCGCCCCGCGGCCGUCGCGCUGGAGGACCUCCCCCCUGACGUGAAGACGUCCCUCGAGGAGCACGCCGCGUUCCUCCAGGCGCAGUCCGGCGGGACGGUCCGCGACGUGAUGGACGCGCUGCGCGGGAUGGCGGUUGAGGACGCGUGCGUCGCGCACCACCUCUGGGUCCUGGUGUUCCCGAUCGUGUGGGCGUCGCUCUCCAAGGAGCAGCAAACGCAGCUUGCACGGCCCAUCAUGGCGCUGCUGUCCAAGGAGUACCACCAGCGGCAGGCCACCGCGCGCCCGAACGUCAUCCAGGCGCUCCUCGAGGGCAUCUCGCUGUCGCUCCCGCAACCGAAGAUCUCCGCCGAGCUCAUUCGCUUCCUCGGGAAGACCUUCAACGCGUGGCCGAUCGCGAUCAGCCUGCUCGAGGCGCAGAUCACGCUCUUCGCGAAGGAGGCGCGGUCCAUCGAGGCCCUCGCGGACCUCUACCGCGCGCUGUCGGACGAGGACCUGCUCCUGGGGAUGUGGCGGCGGCGCGCGCGCUGGCCCAACACCAAGCCCGCGCUGUCGCUGAUCCAGCUCGGGCUGUGGGACGACGCGCAGGAGCUGCUCGUGACCAACGUGCUGUCGUUCCAGCGCUCCAAGUGCGUCGUGCGCUACCAGCGCCGCAAGCCGGACGGCUCCGUCGGCGUGGAGACGCACCAGCCGUCCAAGGGCGAGCUGUGCCUGUGGAUCGAGCAGUGGGUCAACACGUGCCGGCAGCUCAACCAGUGGGACGCGCUGCGCGAGUUCGGCCAGGCCACGGACCAGGCCGCGAUCCUCCUCGACACUCUUUGGAAGAUGGGGUCGUGGGACAUGCUGCGGACCUAUCUGUCGCGGUCGUCGAUCGAGGACUCGCCCACGUCGAUGAUCGUGCGCGGGUACCUCAAGAUCGCGCACCCGCUCGCGCCGCAGUCGCUCCAGGGCGCGGAGCAGCUCAUCCAGCAGGCCCUGCACCAGAUCCUGGUCAAGUGGUGGCAGCUGCCGGAGGCCGGCAUCAACACGCACACGCCGCUCCUGCAGGUCUUCCAGCAGCUCGUCGAGCUCCUCGAAAGCAAGACGCUCCUCAAGGACCUCCUGGCCGUCCAGGGCAAGGGCGAGCCCGACAAGCCCGUCGACCUGAACGACCUCAAGGCCUCCCUCGACACGUGGACGCUGCGGCUGCCGAACGAGUGGGACAGCCUCCCGCACUGGAACGACGUGCUCAUGUGGCGCAACCACGUGUACAACCACGUCAUCUCGACGUUCGACCACCUGCAGCACCAGCCGCAGACGACGACGAUUCCGCAGAACGAGUCGUUCAAGAUGUCGACGCAGGGGUACCGCGACAAGGCGUGGACCGUCAACCGCCUCGCGAGCGUCGCGCGGAAGCAGUCGAGCGUCCGCGCGUGCGUAGACAUCGCAAACAACCUGUACAAGUACUCGACGAUGGAUGUGUACGAGGCCUACAUCAAGAUCCGCGAGCAGGCGCGCGCGCAGCUCUCGGACCCGCAGGAGGUCAUCACGGGCUACAACCUCAUCAGCUCGACGAACCUCGACUACUUCCACCCGGAGACCCAGGCCGAGCUCUUCCGCCUCAAGGCGCUGCUGCUGUGCCGCAUGAACGCCCCGAGCGAGGCGAUGCAGGCGUUCACGACCGCGAUGACGCUCAAUCCGCGCCUGCCCAACGGCUGGCUCACGUGGGGACAGUACUGCUACACCAUGUUCCUGCAAGGCAGUCAGGAGUGCGGCGGCACGACCAACUGGCUCAACUCCACGGUGGUGUGCCUGCUCUCGGCGCUCAAGGCCGGGACGCCCGGCGCGGCGCUGAUGGUUCCGCGCGUCCUGAAGCUGCUCUCCGCGCACUCGACGAUCGGGUCGUCGCUCCCGACGACGAUCCAGGGCGCGCCGACCACGCAGCAAGUGGUGCAGUUCGUGUCGCAGAUGACGGAGCAGUUCCUGCCGGAGAUCCCGGCGUGGGUGUGGCUGUCGUGGCUGCCGCAGAUCCUCGUCUCGCUGCACCUCCCCGAGGCGCAGCUGGCGCGGCGUAUUCUGAUGCACCUGGGCAAGGCGCACCCGCAGGCGACGUACUUGCCGACGCGGUCGCACCUGGUCGGGCUGCGCGAGGUGCUGAGCAAGAUGACGCGCGAGCGCAAGGAGACGAGCGGCGCGACGGGCGGGGCGUCCGCGGGCGGGGACGGCGGCGAGGACAGCGGCAGCGGCGGCACCGGGGACGGCGCGGGCGAAGCCGACUCGCUGCGGCAGCACCAGCAGGCGUUCGCGUACGGCAAGGAGGCUAUGGAGCUCGCGCGGUCGUGCCAGACGCAGAUCGCCACGCUCGAGUUUUUGGCGACGGAGAUCCCGACGCACUUCUCGCCGCUGCAACAGGAGCGGCUGCACAGCGUGGUGCACGCGCUGCUGCAGCGGUGCUACCGCAUCCAGCUGCCGGAGGACCAGGCGCCGCCGCAGAGCCUGCUGAACGAGAUCCACAAGGUCAUGUCGGCGACGUCGGUGGCGCUGUUCAGCACGUCGGCGGUGAACAUGCGGUACAAGCAGCAGUUCAUGCGGGACCUGGACCCGAUGUCGGAGCAGUUCCCGAAGACGCUGGGCGAGCUCACGUCGACGCUCAAGUCGUGGCAGAAGCUCAUGCUGCACAACAUCGAGAACUACAUUCCGCAGACCAUGCAGCUGCACACGGCGUCGCGGGGCCUGCAGGAGAUCAACCUGAUCGACCUGGAGCUGCCCGGGCGGCAGGCGCUCAUGGGCGACCCGGGCAAGGGGCGCGCGCCCACGGUGGCGCGCUUCGGGCAGGUGGUCGACGUGGUGCGGCGCAACGGCAGCAGCUACCGGCGGCUCACGGUGCACAUGACGGACGGCCGGAAGGUCCACCUCCUCGUGCAGCACUUCCCCAACGGCCUCACGGCCUCCUCGGAGGAGUACAUGCUCCAGGUGAUGAUGGUCAUCAACAGGCACCUGGAGUCGAUGCCGCAGGCGAGGAAGCGGCACCUGGGGUACCACAUCCCGAUCCAGGCGCCGAUCCAGCAGCACAUGCGGCUCAUCGAGGAUGACCCGAGCUUCUGCCUCUUCGGCGACGCGUACGACCUGCACUUCCUGCGGCGCGGGCUCGACUGCGACCAGACGAUCACGAGCUUCAAGAAGGUGCGGUUCGAGGCGGAGAAGGCGAUCGAGCAGCGCAAUGAGCAGCGGCCCGAGGCCGAGCGCGACGACGCGAGCACGCGCCGGCAGCAGGCGGAGCUCGCGGCCUUCAAGCGCGCGUCGCAGCUGGUCAACGAGAACAUCUUCGGGCAGUUCGUGUACAAGUGCCUGCCGAUCGCGUCGCAGAUGUACGUCUUCAAGCAGGCGCUCUGCGGCCAGAUGGCGCUGUCGUACCUGAUGUGCUUCAUGAUGAGCAUCGGACAGCGCACGCCGUACCGCAUCCUCAUCUCGUGCUCCUCGGGCCGCGUCCUCAACAUCGACUUCGCGCCGCAGUACGAGCGCGGCGUCGCGGAGCGCGAGCCCGUGCCCUUCCGGCUCACGAGGAACCUCCAGACCUUCUUCACAGUCUUCGGAAUGGAAGGCCCUCUCCUCGUGUCCCUGGUGCUCGCUGCAACCGCGGCGCUGCACCCGCGGUCCUGCCUGGACGACCUCCUGCACCUCGUGUACCGCGGCGACCUCAUCAACCAGACGAUGGAGCGCAUGACGCGGCCGCAGCAGUCGCGGCAAUCGGCGCGCGAGGGCGAGGCGCCGCCGGGCCCGCGGCGGCCCCGCGCGCUGCCGCUCGAGGAGAUCUCGCGCGUCGUGCAGAGCAACUGCUCGAGCUCGAUGAACCGGGCGCGCGGCAUCGCGCCGCAGCACCUGCUGCACCGGCUGGAGUCGAGCCAGGGGUGUCGGUCGACGCACGAGAUCGAACAGAACCUGAAGCCGGUGCCGCCGAGGGAGCCGCGGGAGGAGAACAACCAGCAGGACUUCUACACCGACCCGCACAAGCCGGCGUGGGACCUCGUGCGGCGCGCGCAGGACCCCACAUACCUGGCGCGCAUGGACCCCCCCUGGCACCCGUUCUUCUAG
Molecule: messenger RNA, 13446 nt
Organism: Pedinophyceae sp. YPF-701
Lineage: Eukaryota; Viridiplantae; Chlorophyta; Pedinophyceae
Source: the annotation of a GenBank genome assembly